This is a messenger RNA of Cornus florida, 1350 nucleotides long. Its product is annotated as glutathione S-transferase zeta class-like. Gene Ontology annotation, molecular function: maleylacetoacetate isomerase activity; glutathione transferase activity. The record is from RefSeq and is a predicted model, not a curated record. Lineage: Eukaryota; Viridiplantae; Streptophyta; Magnoliopsida; Cornales; Cornaceae. The coding region runs from base 333 to 989 and encodes 218 amino acids. Gene Ontology annotation, biological process: L-phenylalanine catabolic process; glutathione metabolic process. Gene Ontology annotation, cellular component: cytoplasm. The transcript has 11 exons.
AAAAGAGGAGCGGCACCAUCGCCAGCCAUCCCCACCACUACCACCCACCAUCACCACCAUCAGCCGAUGUCCGCAACGAAUCGACGAUUAGCACCCCGAUCAUGGAAGUGGUCUUCUUCAUUUGUAGUUGAUUACCGGUGGUGGGUCUUCGGGCUUGUUGCCGUCGUUGAACAAGAAGAGCUGUGGGUCUUCGCGGUCGUUGAAGAAGAAGAAGAAGAGGGGUGGGUCGCCACCGCAAAAACCCCAAGUUCCACCGUCCAAUAAAUUGAUGAGAGAGAAAGUAAAAGCAGAGGCACAAACAGACCCAUUCGGCGAGUAAUGGUGAGGAGCCAAUGAAGCUGAAGCUAUAUUCUUCCUGGGGGAGCUCUUGCUCUUGCCGUGUUCGUAUCGCUCUCAACUUCAAAGAUCUCAAAUAUGAGUACAAAGCAGUUGAUUUCAUGAAAGGAGAACAUUUAAGUCCUGAAUAUUUAAAGCUCAAUCCUAUUAGUUUUGUACCGGUGCUGGUAGAUGAAGACAUUAUAGUUGCUGACUCUCUUGCAAUAAUAUUGUAUCUGGAAGAGAAGUAUCCACAACAUCCAUUGUUGCCUCAUGACAUUCAGAAAAGAGCAAUCAAUUACCAGGCUGCUAAUAUUGUUUCCUCAAGCAUACAGCCUUUUCAGAAUCUAGUCGGACAGAGGCAGAAUUAUAUAGCGGAAAUACUUAAUGUUGAUGAGAGACGUGCUUGGGCUAUAAAUCAUAUUGAAAGAGGUUUUGCAGCUCUUGAGAAGCUUUUAAAAGACUAUACUGGAAAAUAUGCAACUGGAGAUGAAGUUAACCUGGCAGAUUUAUAUCUAGCACCUCAGAUUCACGCAGCAACCAAAAGGUUCAACAUCAAUAUGACUCAGUUCCCUCUUCUAUCUAGGUUGAAUGAGGCAUACAAUGAGCUUCCUGCCUUCCAAGAUGCAAUGCCCGAAAAGCAGCCUGAUACACCAGUUCAGGCAUUGGGUUGAGAUUUCCCUAUCUCAAAAUUGCUGCAUGGGAUCCUGUUUGAUUUACCUUCGAGGUAAAGCCUGCAAGGUAGAUCUUGUGCAAAGACACUACGGCGAGGGUUAUGAUACAUCAUCAAACUUUGUCGUCAAAUAAGAAUAAAUGAUUAACUAAAGAUGAAGUAGUGAUUAUAAAUGUUGGAAAAUCUGUCCAAGUUUUCCAUAUGGUAAACUUGAUCAUUUUCUGUAAACUGAUAUAUCGUCGGUAUUUCUUUUUCCGUCUUGUACCACCAUCAGGAUUGCUGAUGAAGAAACUGUCUCUCUUGUAAAAUCCUUAUGGAGCUAAAGUUGCAUACAUUUAUACAAAUGAUCUAAAUCUUGGCCA